UGUAACUCGACCGAGUCAGGAAAGGGAAACACAGAAACAUACUUGGGGAGAGAAGAUUCACGACGAGGAUGGCCGGAAAGGUUGCGCAACCGCUGGUGCCUCCCGCCACCGGGCUGACUGUAGGAGAGGAAUCCACACUGUCGGCGUCGUUGGUGAACUCCUUCAGAGUAAUAGCUGUAGUCGAUAGAUUGGCCUUGCAUCUGCAACCUGGCCGAGAAAAUAACUCCAGCGAGUUCUUCGGCCUCUGCCUCUCCCUCGCUCGAGGCAUUGAUUAUGCUGUGGCGAACAAUGAGUUACCCUCCAAAGUUCAAGAUCUACCUUUGCUGCUGAAACAGGUAUGCAGGCGCAAGAAUGAUCCCUUACUGGAGGCAGCUAUCAUGGUGCUGAUGAUUUCAGUCAAGAAUGCUUGUAAAGUUGGGUGGUUUUCAGAUCGAGAGACCCAAGAGCUCAUUUCUCUGUCCAGUGAGAUUGGGAACAGCUUUCGUAGUUUCGGAGAUACACUGGAUGCCUCUGGUAGUCCUCACUCCACUGUCUCUACAGUUUUAUCCAGGUACUAUCCUAAGAUGAAAAUGGGAGAUAUUCUUGUUUCCCUUGAAGUGAAGCCUGGUUUUGGGGCAUAUGUUCAGGAUUUUCAUAUCUCAAAGAAGUCAAACCAUUCCCCCCAUGAAAAAAUACGACUGUUUGUGGCCCAGACAGAUGGCAUGGACACAUCGGCUUGUAUUAUAAGUCCACAACAAGUGAACUUUCUAUUGAAUGGAAAAGGAGUCGAUAGAAGAACCAACAUUCAACUGGAUACUGGGCCACAGCUGCCAACUAAUGUGACUGGAAUGCUAAAAUAUGGAACAAAUCUUCUCCAAGCUGUUGGCACCUUCCAUGGAAAUUAUGUAAUAAUUGUCGCCUUUAUGAGUACUGUGCAAUUACCUGAUCCGCCAGUGCUGCUAGAUUAUGUCCAGUCGAGUUCUACUCUGUCAGAUCCAGACUCUGACAUAAUCGAGGGGCCUUCACGGAUUUCACUUAACUGCCCCAUAAGCUUUUCAAGAAUCAAGACUCCAAUCAAAGGGAGUUCAUGUAAACAUCUUCAGUGUUUCGAUUUUGGAAACUACGUUGAGAUAAAUUCAAAGCGACCAUCUUGGCGCUGCCCACACUGUAAUCAGAAUGUCUCUUACGCCGAUAUUCGCGUCGAUCAGAACAUAUUUAAGGCAAGUAACUUUGUGCCUAAUUCUCCUGUGUUUAUCUUAUCAACAUUCAAAUUUGAACUUUCCAAUCAUGCCAUUUCCAGGUAUUAAAAGAAGUGGGGGAGAAUAUCACUCAUGUGAACAUAUCAGCCGAUGGAUCUUGGAAGGCUGUCAUGGAAACUGAUGAUAACGGACCUCAGGCACCUCCAAGACAGAGAGAAACUCCUGAGCAGCCAGAAUCCUCCAAUGCGGAGUCACCUGCCACUCCCAUGAUUCUGGAUCUUACUGAAGGCGAUGAUCUAAUGGACGAGUUAUUAAGCAAUUGUGACACUGAAGAGCAUAAACCUUCUCCGGCUUCUUUUCUUGGUCAAACUCUGCCACAUUUGGACGAUCACUCUACUUCUCAAAUGGGAGAUUGGGCCAAUGCGUUUUUCCCUGCCACUACCAUAACUUCCCCUGUGAUAAUGGAUACAUCUUCCACUGUGCUUAAUAUGGAUUCCAGUGCUCAGCUUGCUCCUCUAGCAACCGAGAAUAACACCGGGAUGAGAUAUGUUGGGGUACCUGCUAACAGAGUCCCAACAGCAAUUCAGGCCCUCCCAGCUACAUUUAUGCAGCAUCAAACACCGAGAAUGAAUAAUAGUAUAAACAACGUGAACUCCACGGGCGGGUUGUCAUCUGUCAAUUCUAGUUUGCCUCCAUCAGCAUCUGCAAGUGGUUAUACUAAUGACAUGUUCCAGCGGUUCUCUAGAUCCCAGACUGCUCUUCCUCACGUUUCUGGGCUUGCUUCAGCUAUGCUUCGUCAAACUCCAUUGCAGAAGCUGAAACCGAUGCCCUGGGUUCCUGUCCAACCUCUCAUAGAUGGGAUGGUGCUUGAUUUUUUCGAUACCUGACAGUCUUUGUUUGCAGAACGUGAACCAUCAAGCAAGGUACAUCAACAGUCCAAGUCCUCGUCCAGCUGCUGGUUUAACCUCUGGUUCGCUCCCAGGUGGUCAGAGAGUAUCAUCCUCAUCCACGUCUCUUCCCCGUCCAGCUGCUGGUUCAAUCCCAGGUGCUCAAAGAGUAUCAUCAUCACCCACACCUCUUCGGAUGCCUUCACCCGCAAGUCAUCCCACUAUUGUCCGGACACCAUCUCCUUUAUCACGAGCUUCAACUUUCCAAGCGGCUCAAGCCAGCAGCUCUGUUCCACGACCACAAGCCAGGCCGGUGUUGGCGGGUUCCCAGCAGCAAGCAGCAGCAUCACCCCAUAUGAUACCUACUAGACAGCCUCCAGUAGUCCCGGUUCAAAUGCAAUCAGCCCGAGCUCCACAUGUCGCACAUUCUCAAACAGCUACUCCUACAACAUCCUCACCUACUGUCCCAUCAACCGAACAGAGCUGGCGGCCAAGUGGCAAAAUGCGUGGAAGUCUGCAAGGUCGGAACAUGGACGAAAUUAUGAGCUUGCUUCAGACCACCCAACAGACACCACCCGGAGGAACACCGUCGAGUUCUAUGCUGUCUGAGGCCACCAUAGCACCGCACCUUCGGGGUCUAUUCGAUAAUAGCCCAAGAUAAGCUAAGAUAUUUAAUGUACAGAGAGCAUCGGCUGUUCUUUUCGUGAGCUCCAAAGUCCUUGUAAAGUUCCACAGCCAAGCAGUUGACUCGUUACGUUGUUCACUUAACUUAAGUUUGAUUUGGAAGAUUUUAGUAGUAUGUUUAUUGUUGUCGACUCGUUAUGCUAAUCUCUAGCUCCAGUUUGAUAUAUAUAUGCAUAUCUAUGAUAAAAG
This is a messenger RNA of Linum tenue, 2938 nucleotides long. NCBI's taxonomy places the organism in Eukaryota, Viridiplantae, Streptophyta, Magnoliopsida, Malpighiales, Linaceae. The record is from the annotation of a GenBank genome assembly.